This is a messenger RNA of Pedinophyceae sp. YPF-701, 1560 nucleotides long. The record is from the annotation of a GenBank genome assembly. NCBI's taxonomy places the organism in Eukaryota, Viridiplantae, Chlorophyta, Pedinophyceae.
AUGCUGAGACGGGCUGUGCUCAGCGGCGUCGCGAGGGCGCUGCUGCCGGCGGUUGAGCACAGUGCAGUAGUGCCGUGCGCGGCGCGGAAUGCGUUCCGAUUUCGCACGUUCUCCGAAGCCGGAGGCUUCUUCGACCAGUACGCCUCGUCGUCGCGGUCGAUACGUACCGCGACGCGCUGCCUGGCGCCGCAGCGAUCGGCUUCUACUCAACCAGAGGACGUGCUGAGCGGGAGCGAGAUCCAGCGGCUCCUGGACGAGGCCGGCGUGGAUUACCGCGACUGUCUGGAGAAGUCCGACCUCAUCAGCCGCCUCCGCGCCGCGCGGCCCACGCUCCCGGCGCACGUGCAGUACCGCCUGGAGGCCAUGAUCGCCGCACGCAACGCCCAAGGGGCCGGCCGCGAUGCGACUCCGGGCACGGACGAAGGCCCGUCCCCGGCGCAGGACGCAGGUGCCGCCACGCCUCAUCCGUACAGCUCCGUCGGCACGGCUCUCGACCCCACGCUGGGCGCGAGCGCGGCGCUGACCCCCGAGGAGUCCCUCAACGUCGCGCUCUUCAAGCGCUGCGCGCCCUCGGUGGUCCACGUGGCCACCCUGCAGGCCGGCGUCAACCCCUUCACCAUGGACGUAGAACGCAUCCCGCGCGGGUCCGGUACGGGGUUCUGCUGGGACGCGCAGGGCCACAUCGUGACGAACUACCACGUCGUCGCGCCGCCGUCCGCGCCGGGCCAGCCCUCGCCGGCGCCGUCCCCCGCAGCGCUGGCGGCGCAGAAGCUGCGCGUGACGCUCGCGGACGGCACGGCGCUCGACGCGGCCGUCGUCGGCGUGGAGCCAGCGAAGGACCUCGCGGUGCUGCGGGUGAAGUCGCCGGCGUCGGGGAAGUUCCAGCGCGGGCUGCACCCGAUUUCCGUGGGCACGUCGUCGGGGCUGCAGGUUGGGCAGAAGGUGCUGGCGAUCGGGAACCCGUUCGGGCUGGACCAGACGCUGACGCAGGGGAUCGUGAGCGGUCUGGGGCGCGAGAUCCGGGGCGUUGCGGGCAAUCCGAUCCGCGGGCUCGUGCAGACUGACGCCGCCAUCAACCCGGGCAACUCCGGCGGGCCGCUCCUGGACAGCCACGGGCGCCUGAUUGGCGUGAACACGAUGAUCUUCAGCACGAGCGGGUCGUCCGCCGGCAUCGGGUUCGCGAUCCCGUCGGACACUGUGCGCCGCGUGGUGGUGCAGCUGAUCCGCUACGGCCGCGUCCGCAAGGCCAACCUGGGGCUGUACUGCCUGACGGAGCAGCAGUCGCGCCAGCUCGGCGCCGAGGGCGUGGUCGUGCACACCGUGAUCGCUGGCAGCGGCGCCGCCGACGCUGGCCUGCGCGGCCUUUCCCGCCGCGACGGCCGCGUCGUGCUGGGCGACGAGAUCCUCGCGAUCGGCGGCGAGGACGUGCGCACGUUCGAGGACUUGCAGGCGGCGGUGGAGCGGUUCGACGCCGGGGACGUGGCCAUGCUGACCGUGAAGCGGGCUCCGAGCGGGAAGCGCGAGCGCGUGGAGGUGCGGCUGCAGGAGCGCGUUGAGUAA